CGUGUGUGUGGAGUUUUUUCUCCCACCUUUAACUCUGCAGCAUACAAGAGCGUGCUCAUUGUGUUGUUUAAGACAGUGUCACAGAAAGACGGUGUUGUGAAGAAGAUGGGAGACAAUGCAGAGUGCUGCUGGUACUCAAUUGUGUUGUGUGGCAUCGGUUGUGUUACGGUUGUGUAUUACAUGCUGAGGUGGUCCUGGCAGUGUUGGCACGGGUUCAAAGUGUACGUGAUCUCUGAGAUCUGGCGGACGGACCUGAGGACAUACGGCCGCUGGGCUGUUGUAACUGGUGCAACAUCAGGCAUUGGUCGAGCAUAUGCUGAAGAGCUUGCCAAACGAGGAUUAAACAUUGUUCUGAUCAGUCGCUCAGAGGAAAAACUUCACAGAGUCGCCAAAGAAAUAGAGGAUAAGUACAAUCAAAAGACGCACGUUAUUCAGGCAGACUUCACCGAGGGCCACUCCAUCUACUCUACAAUCACAAAACAGCUCGAGGGCCUGGAGAUAGGAAUUCUGGUGAACAAUGUAGGCAUGAACUAUAUUGGGGUUCUGGCAAAUUUCCUUGAUGUUCCUGAUCCAGACCAGAGAAUCACACAGGUGCUAAACUGUAACACAUUGUCUGUCACUCAGAUGUGCAGAGUUAUUUUGCCAGGAAUGGUUGAAAGGGGGAAAGGUCUCAUCAUAAACAUCUCAUCAGAAGCCGGAUAUCAGCCUGUACCAAUGGUCUCACUCUAUUCUGCAACCAAGGCAUUCGUAACAUAUUUCUCUCUGGGUCUGAAUGCAGAGUACAGGUCAAAGGGAAUCACUGUUCAGUGCGUCGCCCCGUUUAUGGUCUCCACGAACAUGACCCAUAAUGUACCUGUGAAUCCACUGGUGAAAAGUGCAGCUUCUUUUGCUCGAGACGCUCUGAACACUGUGGGCUACACAACAUACACAAGCGGAUGCUUAACUCAUGCACUGCAGCACAUUGUUCUGUCCAUUGUUUUUCCGGGUUGGCUGCGUCUCACGUCCUUUUGUGUGCAGCGCAUGGAAAAAUUCGCUCGUCGCAUCGAACCACAAUUGAAUGAGUUGAUGGCGGAGAACAAAACCAAACAGGAAUGACACGAACGCAUGGAUAGAAAAUGCACAAGCAUCCACUUACUGUACAGUAACAGCAUUUACAAAGCAGUUAGCAACUGUUACAAAUACGCAAACACACACACUUAAUUUGUGCAAAAUAUGUGCACAAAUAACAUUUAUUCCAUGUGUAUUUGCAUUGGAAUUAGGAAUCUAUGCACCAUUUUCACAAGGACAUAUUUAGCUGGAUAAAUCUAGGGACCAUAAAUGUACAGUUUACUGUAAUGUACAUUUACACUAACCAGUGGAAGGUUUGUGUCUUGCUUGACAGAUUUCACUAAAACUACAGUGAUAUUGUGAAAUAUUAUUACAAUUUUAAACAACUGAUUUCUAUUUUUAUAUAUUUUAAAUGCGACAUAUUACUGUAAUAGUAGAGCUGAGGUUUCAGCAUUGUCACUCCAGUCCUCAGUGUCAUAUACAGUACUGUGCAAAAGUCUCAGGCCUCCAGUAGCAAGGGUAUAAAGACAUUAUAUAUUACUUCUCAUUCUCUUCAUUAAAAUGCAUCCAGAAAAAUACAGGUUCUAGACAGAUUUUGUAAGACAUGUGAAAGAAAGAGUUAGAGAAAGAUAGAAGAAUAAAUGAAAAAUGCUGGCGUUUCUGUCUUGGUUUGAUCUGUUUUUCUCGAGCUGUUGUCAAUAUUGCUUGUUGUCAAUUUUUUUCAGGAUUUUGAAUGCUGAAAAAUACAGACAGGUUUUAAUUCAUCAGCAAUUCUUACUAGAAAUUCUUACUAGGUUUUAUUUUUCAGCAUGAUAAUGAUCCCAAACACACUGAUAAUGUAAUGAAAUAUUUGAAGAGAAAAGCAGCUGAUGAAACAAAGACAGUCAUAAAAUGGCCACCACAGAGUCCAGACCUGAAUAUUAUAUCCAGUAUUCAUUCAUUCAUUUUCUUUUGGCUUAGUCUCUUUAUUCAUCAGGGGUCGUCAGAGCGGAAUGAACCGCCAACUUAUCCAGCACAUCUUUUACACAGCUGAUACCCUUCCAGCCACAACCCAAUACUGGGAAACACCCAUACACACUCAUACACUACGGUAAAUUUAGUUUAUUCAAUUCACCUAUAGUGCAUGUCUUUGGACUGUGGGGGAAACCCGGAGCACCCAGAGGAAACCCACACCAACACAGGGAGAACAUGCAAACUCCACUCAGAAAUGCCAACUGGCCAAGCAAGGACUC
Danio rerio (zebrafish) is the source of this 2279-nucleotide messenger RNA. Lineage: Eukaryota; Metazoa; Chordata; Actinopteri; Cypriniformes; Danionidae. The record is from RefSeq and is a predicted model, not a curated record.